Messenger RNA from Sinocyclocheilus grahami, 3603 nucleotides. Its product is annotated as electromotor neuron-associated protein 1-like. Gene Ontology annotation, biological process: regulation of microtubule depolymerization; dendrite development; microtubule cytoskeleton organization. Bases 1 to 3603 code for a protein of 1200 amino acids. Gene Ontology annotation, cellular component: microtubule; microtubule associated complex; synapse. The record is from RefSeq and is a predicted model, not a curated record. The transcript has 5 exons. Gene Ontology annotation, molecular function: microtubule binding; actin binding. NCBI's taxonomy places the organism in Eukaryota, Metazoa, Chordata, Actinopteri, Cypriniformes, Cyprinidae.
AUGGCGUCGGGUCUAACAGCAGUGAUGGAAUCGGAGGACCUGACAGCCCAUCCUGGAUUCAGCAAUGACAAAUACUCAGUGUUGAUUGUCAUCGGUGCGCUCUAUAGACCGCAUAUACUGGACUAUAUUGUGGUGGAGAUUGAACGAGGUAUUCGUGCAUGGGAUGUGGACCUGACAGUGUGUAAUUUGGAUGAGCAACUAAAGCUUUUCGUUUCUCACCAUUCUUCUUAUCAGCCCAAAGACAUAAGAGGUCAGAAGACAUUUCAUUUCAGUUCAGAUGUACUGGACAUUAAGGUUGUAGUAACUCCAUCUGAAGGGUUUCUCUACUCUGAGGUCCACAGCUUGAUAUCAUCCAUACCUCGACACAAACUGCUGGUGCUCACCGGACAGUCUCUUGAGGACUCUGGGGAUCUGGUCCUGCACACGGGGCAGUUCACUCCAAAUGAUUUCACCCAGAUCUUUUCAGAUGAAGAGAUUCAAGCUCUGUUAAAUUCAGUUAGCAUACAUGGCAAAGCAAACCUUACAUUAAGCUGCCCUAAAACUGGAAAAUGGAAAAACUCUGUGCUAGGGAAGCACAACAUACACAACAUUAUUGACAUUAAGGUGAAUCCUCUAAUGGUACUACCCAAAAUGGGGGGCCUUCAGGAGUUCACGGACCACCUUUUUGAGUCCUUGGAGCCACAGUCUCCAUUUGACCUCUUAGAGCCUCCUGGCACAGUGGGAUUUCUCAAGCUAUGCCAUCCAUGCUGUUAUGUCUUUCCAGGAGGGAGAGGCGACUGUGCUUUUUUUGCUGUCAAUGGCUUCAAUGUUUUGGUCAAUGGUGGAGCAGAUCCACGCUCUUGCUUCUGGAAGCUCGUCAGGCAUUUGGACCGUGUUGACUCAGUGUUGCUUACACAUGUUGGAACAGACAACCUGCCGGGAUUUAACAGCCUGUUGGAGAGGAAGGUCGCAGAGCUUGAGGAAAAUAAAACUGACUCACAGGAAAAGGAGCAAUGGGUGAAGAAUCUAAUCUCUCCAGAGCUUGGUGUGGUUUUCCUCAAUGCCCCAAAUAGAAAAAAACUUCAGGGUGAUCCUAAUGUACUACGAAGCAGUGAUCUAGCAGCACUUAUUUUACAGCAUUUGGAAAAACUAAAGAUCUCACCAGAACCACUUUUACGCAAUUCAAGUGGCACCAUAGAACCAGUAAUUUUGUUCCAGAAAAUGGGAGUGGGAUGUCUUGAAAUUUACAUCCUAAAUCCAGUCAAAUGUAGCAAAGAAGUAGAGUCUUUCAUGAAUAGCUGGCCAGAUAAUAGUUCCAAAUCCAAGAGUUUAGAUGGCCACCUAACCUCUUUGGUCUCUAUAUGUGCUUUGCUUGUUUGGCAUCCUGCUAACCCAGUGGAGAAAAUCAUCAGAGUUCUCUUCCCUGGCUCUACACCACAAGGAAAGAUAAUGGAUGGUCUAGAGAGACUGAAGCAUCUAGAGUUUCUUAAGCGGCCUGUAGUGUGCUCCAAAGAUUUUGAAACAUCUAAAUCAGAAAAGAAUCCAAUAGUUGCAGAGAGUCAGGAUAGUCCCAAAUCUGGUAAAAAUGAAUCCAGACCAAGCAAUGGUGCUUCAAAGGACCGAGUUCUUCGUGGAGAUCUAGAACUAAAAGACAAAACCAAAGGCAUAAAUGGGAAUGAUCCAAAAAGUGAAGAAAAGUUGAAAUCUGUAGAAAGCAAUGUGAAACAUAAACCCUCAAGACUAGUUACAAGAAAGGAGUCUUUUAAGGACAUGAGCAAUGAAAAAACAAACAUAUCAGACUCAAAGAAACAAGAAAAUGGACAGAGAAAAAUAUUAGGUAGCAAGGAUUCUUCGAUGAGAAGACCAAAGCUAGAUAGCAAAACCGAAGAGAGAAAGUCUCUUGGGAAAGACAUCAAGAAAACCUCCUCUGGAUUACUGAACUCAAAUAAGCCUGGUAAUGUAAAAAAUGAAGCAAAAUUGAACAAAGAGGCUGAAGACAAAGCAAAAACAUUUAAAUCUAACAAGGAGCAGCAAAAUCAGAAGUUGUCACCCGACUCCGAAGAUGUAAAUCACUCCAUAAUGUCUUCACCAGAAGAUAUGACAGCAGCAUUUCUGGAAAUGGAUCAAGAGCAACAUGAAUUACUUGUGAAGAGGCAAACUGUUGACUCUGGGAACCUGAAAAAUGUCUCGACGGGUAGUGUGCAGUCUCGGUGUAGCAGCAUAGCAAACCCUAGCAAGGCUGCAGCAUCUCCAAGACCCUCUGUCAAAAUAAAAAAUGAGUGCUGUGUGAAUCUAGACCUCACUCCAACUGAAUAUACUUUGCUCGAUGGGGAUUUGAAAGAUAAUAUUUCAACAAUUGGGGAUGAGGAAGUUUGUGUCAGUCCUGAUGAAAAGACGUUAGAGCUAACAUCUCCUAGAUCAGGUCCAAAUAGUGCUGGUCAUACUCCUUAUCAGUUGUCACCUGAAGAGACCUGGGCCUCAAAGGAUCAUAGUAGUUUUGGGGUUAAGAUGUGUCUUUGUUCAGAGAGCCAGCAAAUGGGAUUAUCCAAGUUUUCAGAGUCUGGAUGCCCUAAAAGUAACCAAGAGAGCAUCUCAACUUCCUCCAAAGAGAAGCAUUCUAGCUUCCUGUCUCUUAGCUCUUUCAAGGAUAUAAUGCCUGAUAUAUCUCCCACUGUUACCACCACUCACUCAAUGCCUGCAGAAGUAAGUUCACCGCAGUCCACUGAGGUUGAUGAUUCAUUGUCAAUGUCUUUUGAACAAGUGCUGCCAAUGGUGAGCGAGUCCACCAACGAAGACGAAACAUCCUAUUCCAAUGGACACCGUGUCAAUUCUGAUUUUAAAGUAGAGAUGUCUUUGUCUUUAAAGAAGCCUCACACCCAGAGGGGACCUCACGAUGGCCCAGAAGGGUGCCCAUCUGGACCUCAGAGUCUAUUGCUUGAUACUACCCAUGAUGUUGACCUCUGCUUGGUCUCUCCAUGUGAGUUUAAACAUUUCAAACCGGUUGUUGAUCAAGAGGAUCCACUCUCACUGGGUUUUAAUAACACCAGCCCAUUGAACAUUUCUGAUGAUAGUGACCACUCCCAAGAUGCAGCUAAGUCCCUUCCACUUUCAUGUUCAGGUAACAAGGCCAUCCAUCCAGUUCAGGAGACCCCUCUCACUUCUAGCAGUGACUAUUUCCCAAUGGCAACAGACUCAGAUGUACAUCCGGGUGUAGAGGAUUGCCCAUCCAUUACAGCGGACGGACUUCUGGAUUCUGAUGAAGAAGUUGGAGUCCACCUGCAGAACCUAAACGAUGGUUUGAAUUCUUACAGAGGAAAUUAUUCUUUGCCAAAGGAUCCCCCACCCGCACCUGUGAAAGACUUACCUCCACUUCCACCUCAGCCUGGUGCCUGUAUGCCUGAUCGUGUUAGUGGUGUAAAACUUGGUGCAACAAAAGGCAGAAAAGCAGCAGGAGUUACGCAGAGGUUAACAUAUUCUAGUGUUUCAACGCAAGGCACCAAAACCAGAGCUGGAAGUCAGGUCACUUCUGUUAGUGGCUCGAGAAGCAGCUCAGCAGGAGACAUAAUGGCUAGUCGUAGCACAGGCUCCACUUCUAAAAGAUCCACAACAGCAGGUUUGAACUGA